AUGUUGAAGAAGAUAUCGUCAUUAACAGGGGCAGGCUACUAUGGCUACGGCCGCUCAAGCAGCCCAAUCAGCUCACAUGACAGGUCCAUGGAUAUGGAGCGACUUCGGCGCCGCAGCCGCAGUAAUCCUAGUGAAAGCUCCGCCAAAGAAGGCUCGCACAGAGAAGCAGAAGGACUCCGAAACACAAUGGAGAUGCUGGCUGCGGAAAACAAGCACCUUAAGAAGCUCAUAGAGGAUCGCGAUGCACGGGCGAGCUCACUGCACACAGCAGACGAAAGGGAAGGAGGAAUGGAGGUGCUGCGCUCAGAAAACAAUGAGUUGAAGCAAGAAGUCACCAGACUGCAGAGAGAAUUGCAGUCCAAAGAAGAAAUUCUUGAAUCAAUGCAGCGGGAGGGCGCUUUGCUGAGCAGCGAGGUGGUAGAAGGACUGAAGAAAAAGGUUGCAUCACUGGAGGCACAACUCGCUUUUGAGUGCCGCAACCACUCUAAAGAAUUGAAUGAAAAGGAAGCAAGGGUUGCUGAGCUUGAGAUGCAGCUCCUCGAUGCGCAGCAGCAAGCUUCCAAGCAACCGGCAGAGGACGUAUUUGAAGAGCCACCACAAAGUGCGCAGGACCUAAAUUUGCAACAAGUUUCUGCUGCAGGUCCCAGUGUCUUUGUGCAGAGCUGCAGAGGGGAGUGCGAAGCAAAUAGAGGAUCUGAAGAAACGGCUAGCUGCGCAGGACGCAGAGUUGACUCGGUGAGCCAAUGCGCCACACCUGCAGCUGCUGCGUUCUUAAGGCUUCUGUACGUAUCGCCGAAGCCAAAAAGGGGUUCUCUUGCCCUGGGCGUGCGCUUUCUUCGUAGGGAUAUACUAGAGAUGCAACUGGCUGAAGCAGAGUCAAAGCGCGUUGAAGCUGAAGAAGCAUUGUCGGUCCAUCGCGCCUUGGCGGAAGGCGACGGUGAUGCGCUUCCUAUGCUCGAGAAGCUUCGGCGCGAGAUGCAGGAAAAGAACGCAGCACUUGAGAGCAUGAGUCAGCAGCUUCUGGAGAUUUCGGCAGAAAGAGACGAAAUAGAGCAGGAAUUUCAAAAGCUGCGAGAGGCCCCUUCAGCUCCUGAGACUCCCCGGUCUAAAGGCAGCCGGCGGGGGGGCCUCUUUGGACGCAGCAAAACGGUGGCUUUGGAAAGGGAUGCCCUGGCACUGCAAGUGCAGCAGCUCGAGGAACAGCUGCAAACGCUCAACGAAAAACGUGUGGAGUUGGAGCGAACAAAAGUGAAGAUGGAGGGGCAGCUAGCUGAGGCAGCACAAGAGGUUAGAGCUGCGAAGGGCGAACAGGCCAGUCUGAAGGACAAGCUUCAGGAGAGGGAAGCAGCUCUUCAGGCCCUCCGGGCUGCUAAGGCAGACAUGGAUAUGCCUCUUGAAAAAUUUCAAGCUGUUUCGCUUCCAGUGCCACGGGGCCCCCAUGAUGCGGACUUCGACGCAAAGGCCGAGUUGGUUUUAAAGGAGGGCGUCAUUAGGACCCUUAGCAGUAGACUGGCGUACCUCCAAUUUGCGCUAAAGGAAGUUACAGCGGAGAAGCAGCAGCUUUUAGCGCAGCCCGCCACUAUUGCGUUGCAGCGGCACCUGGAGGAGGUGAAGAAAGACCUGGUGGAGGCGAAGGCCAAAUAUCGAGAAGCUGCAGCUCAGUGCACACAGCUUAAGGCGAAAGUAAAGAGCCAAACAGAGGAGAUAGCGGAGGCUGAAUCAGACCGACGGGCACUCAAGGCCGCUCUCGAGGAAUCCCAGUUGAGGCUCAGCACGACGGCAGACAAGUACAAAGAGCAGAAUGACAGGUAUCGAGACAUCGUGUCUGACUCUCUAGCAAAGGUGGAAGAGCUGCAAGACGAGGUCUCAAGGGAACGCAACGGAAAAAUCCUCGUCGGCAAGGUAUAUAGGCAGGAAAUGCUGGAGCUAAGGAAGGCGGCUGUGCAAAGAGGGGCGAUCCGGGGCGAUCCCCUUCGUCCGCUGUCCGUGCAGAGGCCUCAGGCGGAGGGGGCGCUCAGACAAUCGCAUGUGGAGCAGAGUCUCCCAGAAAAGCUCCCUACCCUUCCGCCUCCAGUCUCAGCGGCGCCUUUGUCUCCGGCACUCCCCGCCUUAGUCACGGCGGGAUGCAGAAGCGCUGUGCCUACCGGAACGGAGUGGCCUCGGGCUGGGGGGCACCCUUGCCUGUUUAGCGGCGGUAUGGCAGUCGCCGUCAACAAGUCUCAGAACAAUGGCGAGUUCGCAACCAUCCCUGCUUGCCUCUCACUGGGACUGACGCCAAGGGCACAAACAGAUGGACGACCCUCACCCCGCUUUGUGCCUUUCGCAGGCCCCCCAGCGUACUCCCUACAGAUGCCUUCCGGAGCAGCGAUUACACGCGACCAGCUUUUGGCAGCAGGGGCUCUUGCAGAACGGAAGCCUUGGCGAGCACGUGUCUCGCAGCAGCCCCUGCAGCAGCUGGCGGGCGAAUGCCCCGCUUCAUUGCCAAAUAAGCAUUCCCCUGCAAACCUCGGAUUAGGGGCAGUAGCACUGGGCAAGAUGAGCGAUUCUGUCCCCCGCGAUGGUUCUCAUGGGACCGGUUCUGAUGGGGUAGGGGCUCCUGCCCCUGCUGCCGCGAUGAGCAAAGACACCCUGAGGAGUCCCCUGGUGGGUGCUACCCGCGUGGAAGAAGCCACCGUUCUUCCUAACCUGCAGACGUUUGAGAGCCAGAAAGAAGUGGCUUUUUUUUCGGGUGCAGACUUGGGCAGUUGCGGCUAUCGGCAGCUGCUCGAGGGCACCCUGGGGGAUGAAAGGGACUCUGUCGACUUGUCAUAA
Cyclospora cayetanensis is the source of this 2811-nucleotide messenger RNA. Its product is annotated as MAR-binding filament-like protein 1-1. The transcript has 19 exons. NCBI's taxonomy places the organism in Eukaryota, Apicomplexa, Conoidasida, Eucoccidiorida, Eimeriidae. Bases 1 to 2811 code for a protein of 936 amino acids. The record is from RefSeq and is a predicted model, not a curated record.